Larimichthys crocea (large yellow croaker) is the source of this 1401-nucleotide messenger RNA. It is a transcript of the gene med18, whose product is annotated as mediator of RNA polymerase II transcription, subunit 18 homolog (yeast). Gene Ontology annotation, cellular component: mediator complex; core mediator complex. The transcript is spliced from 3 exons. Bases 388 to 1017 code for a protein of 209 amino acids. Gene Ontology annotation, biological process: termination of RNA polymerase II transcription; regulation of transcription by RNA polymerase II. Lineage: Eukaryota; Metazoa; Chordata; Actinopteri; Sciaenidae. Gene Ontology annotation, molecular function: transcription coregulator activity. The record is from RefSeq and is a predicted model, not a curated record.
AAAAAGCGAGAGAGAGAGAGAGAGUGAGAGGAGGAUGCUUCUCAUUCACUGUAGCUGCUGUGUUUGUUCUGUCUUUAUUAACUAACCGAGCAGUUUGGCUAUUUUUUCAAUCGGCGUUUUGGUUUCACGGAUAAAUAUUUGUCAUCCCGGUCGAGUAACUUAACACAGCUUACAUUUGUUGUUGGCUAACUUUUGAUAUCAAACGUAGCUAGCCGCAAGCUAUCACCGGUGUUUUUGAUUGAACGAACAGUGAGGCCUACCGCAUCCUCGGACUUUACUGUGAAGGCUCUACCGAAGACAGCAGCACUUACCUGCCUUGGUUUGGGAGGACAAACAUUUUGUUAUCGUGGUUUCUCAGAUUUAAAAAACGACUGUGCCGGAGAAAAGAUGGAAGCUCCACCGGUUACAGUGAUGCCUGUCACUGGAGGCACAAUCAACAUGAUGGAGUACCUGCUGCAAGGCAGUGUGUUAGACCAGUCCCUGGAGAGCCUCUUGCAUCGCCUUCGAGGUCUGUGCGACAACAUGGAACCCGAGAGCUUUAUAGAUCAUGAACUGGUUUAUCUACUGAAAGGCCAACAGGGAAAUCCUUUCAUUCUGCGUGCCCGGCGCUCCCUCUCCCACCCCACAUCUCCAUGGCACCUACGCUACCUAGGCCAACCUGAAGUAGGAGACAAGAGCCGCCAUGCCCUGGUGCGCAACUGUGUUGACGUGGCUGCCUCUCACAGCCUGCCGGAGUUCCUCAAUGAGAUGGGCUUUCGCAUGGACCAUGAGUUUGUGGCAAAUGGGCACAUAUUCCGCAAAGGCGCCAUGAAAAUUGUAGUGAGCAAGCUGUCACGCAUCCUGGUACCUGGGAACACAGACAACACAGAACGUCUGUCACUUUCAUACCUGGUGGAGCUGAGCGUGUUGGCUCCUGCAGGCCAAGACACUGUGUCGGAGGACAUGCGCAGCUUUGCCGAGCAACUCAAACCCCUGGUUCACCUGGAGAAGAUUGACCCCAGCAAACAGAGACAUUGAAUGACAGAAUUUAGAGACUCAAGUCAUGCCUGACUGCCAUGGACAAAUCACACCGCUUAUUUUUCACAGUUUUUACUUUUUUACCUCAAAUUAAACGCAGCGAUUUAACAGUCACUUCUAGUCAGUUUGUUAUGUGAACUGGAAGAUGUCUUUAUAGUAUGUUUUAAAUAUUACUGUGUUCUGUCAAUGUGCAUGGUCACAUGGUCACAAAGUUUUGAUACGGUAAACUUAUUACACUUCAUUCACUCAUCAUUCGCUAGUUAAUGCAACACAUUUUUGUUUACACUCAAUGCUUGCUCAUUUAAAGGUCCAGUGUGUAAGAUUUGGGGGCUGCAGAAUAUGACAGGAAUUGAAUAUAAUGUGCAUAGCAAUAUUUUCAUUAAA